This is a messenger RNA of Paramecium octaurelia, 5506 nucleotides long. The record is from the annotation of a GenBank genome assembly. NCBI's taxonomy places the organism in Eukaryota, Ciliophora, Oligohymenophorea, Peniculida, Parameciidae.
AUGAACUAACUAACAACUCUCUAUAUCAGUGUUGCUAUACUCAUAACUAAGGCCAACAAUUUAAUUGAGGUAAGUUUGAUCCGUAGAAAUCAAUAAGAAUAAGGUGACAAUUCAUAGGCAAACAAAUGCUAACCGCAUUAGAUAAAGAUAGAUGAAAUUUGUUAGAGUAAGAGUAUUAUUUUUGAUUAGAUUGCCAUUUCAGUUGUGGAUAAUGUUUUGGUUUGGGACAGAACAAAUGCAUUUCUUGUAAUAGUGUUUCCAAUAGAAUAUUAUGGAAUGAUUAAUGUAUUUGCAAGACAUAAUACUAUGAAGAUGAACAACAAUCAGUUUGUUAAGGUAAAUUUAUAAAGGAAAAUUAGAAUGCCAUAAAUCAUGUUAAAGUUGUUUGGGAUCAACUGGCAACGACUGUUUAAGUUGCUAUGAUGAUUAUGAAUUACUUAAUGGAAACUGUGUAUGCAAGUUAGGUUACUUUUAUGAUUAUAACAAUAUGGAAUGCAGAUGUAUUAAAUUAAAUUAAAAAUGAGAAUGUCACUUUAGUUGCGAAAUUUGCAAUGACUCUCAAAAUAAUAAUUGUUUAAAAUGUCCAUUUGAUUCCUAAAGAGCAUUAAUAGACAAUAAAUGCAAAUGUCCAGAGGGUUACUAUGAAGUUGAAGGUAAUCCGAUUUGUAAAAGUAAGGAGUUAAAUUAUGAAAGAAUGCCAUGUUAAAUGUAAGACUUGUAAUGGAUAUGAGAAUUGCUUAAGUUGUUCAAGUGAAAAGUUACUAGUAAAUAAUGAGUGCGUUUGUUAACCGAAUUUCUUUUUAUAUAAAUCAAAUAUCAUUUAUACUUGCAAACGUAAUAAAUAUUAUUAAAUUUAGCUUGUAGUAAUGAAUGUUUAACCUGUUUUGGAUAAUUAGGGUUUGAAUGCCUAAGUUGUGUAGCACAAAGCAAUUUAUAGGCAAAUAACACUUGUUCAUGUAAUAUAGGUUAUUUUUUAAUAAAUGGUCAAUGUUAAAUCUGUAAUUCGAAUUGUCUGACUUGUGCCUAUAGUAGUACGCAUUGUUUGAGUUGUUAAACGAAUUACAUCGUAUAAACCAAUAAUAUUUGCUGUCACAACUCAAAUAUCUUGGUUAACAAUCAAUGUGGUUGUAUUAGUUCAAAAUACAUGGAUUCAAAUGGCAUUUGUUAAUGUAAUAAUUAAUACUAAUUUUUUGAGAAUGUGCAUCUGCAUGUUUAACUUGUAGCAGUACCUCUUGCACUGAAUGCUAAAAUAAGCUUUAUUAUGGACCAUCUUGUACCACAACCGCCUCAUUGCCCUAAUAUUGUUCAUCUUUUGAUAUCAAUGGAAUUUGUGCAUAAUGUUAAACUAAUUUUACUUAAAAUUCCGAAAAAGUUUGUUAAUGCAAUCUUCCUUAAUUUGUCCUAUCAGGAAGUUCUUGUAUAAGUAAGAAAUUAGCAAUAUCUAUUUAGGUUGUUAAUCAUUUAGAAGUAAUUGUUAAACCUGCGAUAAUUCAGGAUGUACACUUUGUAAUUCUCAAUAUUAUUUAUCAUCAGGAAAUUGCUAUCCAUGUCAUUAAAGUUGUAUGACUUGUCUCAAUAGUGAUGUUAAUUCUUGUUAUCUAUGCAAAAGUAAUACCUAUUAAAAUACAAGCGGCUCAAUAUUUGGUUGUUCAUGUAAUCAACAUUUCUACAUGGAUAACAAUUAUAAUUGUCUAUUAUGUGAUCCUACUUGUGAAUAAUGUUGGACAUCAAGCACUUCAUGUACAUCCUGCAACUUCAACACUUACAAGAGGGUUUACAGUAAUGGUAGUUGUGUUUGUGAUACUGGAUAUUCAGAUCUCGGAGCUGUCUAAUGUUAUAAACUUGGUUGUGGAUAUGGAUGUGCAGAUUGUGUAUCUGGAAUUUGCAAUUCCUGUAUGGGAAAUGAAACAUUCAGAAAGAAUGACCCUCUGACAAAUUGUCCUUGUUUGGAUGGCUAUUAUGAUAACAAUUCAAGAAUUUGUUAAUGUAUAAUUUAACUUACUGAUUUAGAAUGUCCAUUGAUAUGUUCUACAUGCUAACUUAAUACAACUCUUCAUAUCCCAGUAUGCAUAAAGUGCUAAGUUAAUAGAGAUCAAAAUAACUCCUGUAAAUGUGCAAAAGGGUUUUAUGAAAGUGGGACAGAUUGUCUUGUCUGUCCUCCUAAUUGUUCUAGUUGUCUGGAUUAAGAUCGAUGUACCUAAUGUAAGAAUAGUACUUUUGAUCAUGAUAAAAUAAAUGGAUAAUGCUUAUGCAGUCUACUAAAUUUUAGUGAUAAGUCAAAUUGUUCAUGUUUACAUGGGUAUUAUCUUAACAGUAUAAAUAAAAAGUGUUUACGUAAUUUAAAUCACUUAAUUUAUAUAGCAUGUCAUUAUAAUUGCCGCACUUGCGUGUAUUCUGGCACUAAUUGUAUAACAUGUAAUGAUAAUCAUGCCUAUCCACCAAAUUGUGAAUGUUCUCCUGGAUUUUAUUUAUAAGAUACCAUAUGCUUGCCAUGUACUAAUAAUUGUUUUAAAUGCAAAUCUUAAUCAGAAUGUUUGGACUGUUCUAAUUAAAUGCAAUUGAUCAAUAAUAAAUGCUAUUGUUAAAACGGGUAUUUCAAUAUACUUAAUUCCUAUGAAUGCUAACCUUGUGCUAGUCAAUGUUAAAAUUGUAGAUACUCAAAAGAUAAUUGCACAUCUUGUAAAUUCAAUAGAAUUUCUCCUUACAAAUGCAUAUGUCCUGAUGGAACUUACGAAGUUGAUGUGUCCACUCCAUGUAAUCAAUGCGAUAAUAAAUGUAAGCUUUGUGAGGUGACUUCGACUAAUUGUUUGGAAUGCUCUCUUAAUAGAAUAAAUCCUCCGAAUUGCAAUUGUAAAAUUGGAUAUUUUGAAAAUGAUUAAUAAACCUGUCAAUAAUGUAAUAGCAGAUGCAAAUCAUGUUAAAAUACUUCUGAUACAUGUAUUGAAUGUAAAAUGAGUAUUACUACUCUUCCAUCUUGCACUUGUCCAGAUGGUUAUUUUUCUGAAUCAGAAUAAGGUUGUGUUUAAUGUCAUCCAAGAUGCAAAACUUGUAUUGGAUCUAAUGAAUAUAAUUGUACUUCUUGUGAUGAAUCUAAAAACUUCGAAUUACUCUAUAACAAAUGUGUUUGCAAGUAAAAUUAUUAUUUUCAAAAUGAUGUCUGCCUUUAUUGUUCUAUUGAAAUUGAACUUUGUUAAACUGUUUCAUGUGGAAAUGGUAUAAUUCAGAGGAAUGAAUAAUGUGAUGAUUGGAAUAACAAUGAUAGAGACGGUUGCUCUAAUAGUUGUAAAUAUGAAGAAGGGUAUUUCUGUGAGCCCAUUGCGAAUACUAAGAUUCAUAUUUCAAUUUUGGUGAGUAAAUGUACUAAAUGUGUUGAAUCUUGCAAGAUCUGCGAUAGAAAUAAAUGCUUGAUCUGCUAAAGUGGCUACUUUAUGACUCCGACUUUUGACUGUUAAAAAUGCGAGUAAUUUCUUAUAUCUAAUAAUUUCAUAGUCUACAUUGCAAAGAGUGUUCUGGACCAUAAUAAAAGGAUUGCUUAUCUUGCAUCAAAGGAGUUGAUUAUGGAUUAGGGUAGAAGUGUGCUUUUUGUGAAGAAGUUUAAGGGUUAUACACAAGUAAAGAUAACUGUGUUUCAAAGUGUGGAGAUGGAAUGAAAAAGAGUGAUGAACAAUGUGACGAUGGUAAUAGUAUCAGUAAAGAUGGAUGCUCAGAAAAAUGUAAAAUUGAAGAAGACUGGGAUUGCUCGUAAUAAAAUAAUACAUUAAGUUCCUGUUAUAAACUAAAUGUACCUAUUGCUUCCCUUUCUAUUGAUAGGGCUAAAGAUUUCUAUUAAUCUCAAAGGUAAGGAUCUAUUUUAUUUAAUAAACCUAUGGCAAUACCAAAUACAUCGAUUAUAAACACUUGGUAAUACAGUAUACUCAACUAAACAUCAACUUAUUACACUAUUAAUUUGACGGCCGUUUUGAACAUAGAUGGAUAUUUGGAAGAAGUUAAAAUUGAUUUACUACUACUUUAAUCUAUGUCAUAAAUUGUAUUUCAAGUAGACUACACUGCUUUCAUCAUUAAGGAUGCUAUAGAUUCAUAUCCAUUAAAAACCACUAAUUCCUCUGUAGAAUUGACUAAAUACAUUAAACUUGGGCAAGAUACUUUAAGCACAUCAAAGGCAUCCAAAUAAUUUGCUUCUUCUGUGCUAUAUGUAUUAGGAGGUGUUUCAAUUAUAGGAUUGCUAAUUGGAAGCUUAGAAUUUUAUUGGAAUGUCCUUGAUAACUUAUAGAUUCUAUCAUAUAUAACUUUUAUUAAUGUUAAUUUUCCUUAUAUGCACAACAAAUUUUUAGAAAUAUUUGAAUUUGCAAGAUUCGAGUUUACAAAUGACUAUUUUAAUUUUGAUCUCAUAAAAAAUUUAGAUUACUAAUAAAAUAAAGAUUAUCCUUUGAUCAUUGAAAGACAAGUUGAAUACAAUUUGGUUGUCAAUUUAAGUUCGAUUGCAGUGCUGUGGGUUACUCCAAUUCUCUUGUUUUUGGUGGCUAAGAUAAAUUUAUUUAUCAUUCACGAGGUCUUGAUUAAUAAGUUUAAAAUUAUUUAGCUGACUCCUUUGGAAUAACUUAAUAGUUUGACGUAUUUAUUUUAUAAGUUGGUAUACUUUAUUCAUUUUAUGAGCUUUACCUAUCAUUCCAACUUCUUUUACGGCAUUAUUCUAAGAAUCUACUUAUCUAGUCUUUAUGACUUAAAUUUUUCAAUAUUCACAUCAGCUUAUUGUUGGCUUUAGAAUUAGAAUCCCAAUUUAGUAGAUUAAAUAUCAUUUGCUGUUGCAAUGCUUCUACUUUUGAUUCAAAUUGUAAUUUUAUUUAUAUUAUCUUCCUCAUUGAAAUUAUCUAAUUAUCAGUUGAAGUCCAAAUAAUUUAUUUCUUAAUAUAGUUCUUUAUAUGAAGGAGUUAAUUUUAACAAUUAAAUAAUUAGGUAAAUUUAGUUUUUACAACCAUUAAGAAAACUAAUGUUCAUAGGAGCCUUAAUUUUAUUUUAUGAUUAAGCUGUAUGUUAAAUAUCAUUCCUAAUUUCAAUUUAGAUAUUAUCUUCAAUUGUUCAAAUAUCCUUUAAUCCUUAUUCAAACUUUUUGUAAUCAAUAAAAGUAAUCACUUAAGAAGUCGGAUUAAGCAUGUCCUUAACCUUGAUUUUAUUCUACUACGCUCAAGAUAAAUUUGUUAUAGCGGAGCAGGAUAUUAUUGAAAAGUUGUCAUAUGUUCAUGUUGGCAUUUAUACAUUGAUGCUUUGUGUAAGUCUUGUAAUUGACUUAUAUCAAUAAAUCAAGAUCAUAUUUGUUAAAUAUAAAAUGUCAAGGAUUUGUGAUAAGAAGCCUUAAAUAGAAAAAGUUGAAAAAUAAUAAAAUAAUGAAAACUAAGAAUAAUAAGAAAAAUAAGAACAAGCUUAACAAUUUAAUCUAUUUAUUGAUUUAACUUAGUUUUAUCAGGCUUAAAAAAAUUAAUAUAGCUUUAGAAAUUUAAGAAUUAAUUGA